Messenger RNA from Tribolium castaneum (red flour beetle), 1887 nucleotides. Its product is annotated as sodium channel protein Nach-like. The record is from RefSeq and is a predicted model, not a curated record. Gene Ontology annotation, molecular function: ligand-gated sodium channel activity. The coding region runs from base 16 to 1437 and encodes 473 amino acids. The transcript has 6 exons. Gene Ontology annotation, biological process: sodium ion transmembrane transport. Lineage: Eukaryota; Metazoa; Arthropoda; Insecta; Coleoptera; Tenebrionidae. Gene Ontology annotation, cellular component: plasma membrane.
CUGUCAUUUGAUGUAAUGUAUACCAAACGUAAAGUCAACAAAAAUACCCGCUUUUCGCAAUCUCUCAAAGAUCAUGUGAUAUUUACACUUAGCAGUGCUUCCAUGCAUGGCUUAAUCCAUGCGGUUCGCAGCAAUCGUCUGCUAUUCGAAAGAUUUUUAUGGAUCGGACUGGUCAUCGGUGCAUUUUCGGUUGCAACGUAUCAGGCAUUGCAAGCGUGGAACCGGUACGACACAAGCCCGGUUGUUAUCACAAUCGAAAAGGAUUUUUUCAAUUGGGAAACUGAAUUUCCGGCGGUUUUUUUCUGCGCCAGAGCUAAACUCACAACAGCGUACAAAUUCCUAAAAAUCUUCAGAAACAAAUAUAACAUUUCCGCAAGCGUUGAACAGUUGGAGGGCUACGUCGAUGAUCUCCUGUUUACGACUUACGAAAACUACUCAAGUUUGGAAAAAUACGCCAAUGGCUCACAAGACGAUUUCGUCCCGACUGACUUGUAUUUGGAAUUAGUGAAUUUUACGUCGUUUCGUAUCCCCAAAAAUUCCAACAAAACCAAAAUAAAGUACAGCGAAUGGCCGAAAAAUGUCAACGGAGAGUAUUCAUUCGUGUUGACCGAAUUUGGCUUUUGUCAGUGCUUUCAUUCAAAAGUUGCAGGAUUUUUUAACAUUGACAAUUUUACCAUUGAUGGUGCCACAAAUACGACUUUCCUCCCCAUUACCAAAAAAUACAAAGAACCGGCACUAACUCUAUCACAGUCUGACUUUUCCCAAACUAAUUUUUUAUUCGUAAUUGGCACCAACGAAAUCAUUGACAUAACGUCGCAAUAUUUCGUAGUAACACCGCAAACACUAGGCGAUGUUUUCUUAGACAUUGUGGACAUUGUGGGUGACGAAGACAUUAAAAUGUUGUCUCCAAAACAAAGAAACUGCAGAUAUUGGAACGAAGCGGACGACUUGGGGCACAGUCGAGUUUACAGCUACAAUCUCUGCCGCAGAGAAUGCAGAAUUCAACUGUGCCUCAAAUUUUGUUAUUGCACACCGUAUUAUUACAAAAGAAUCGAUAAUGAACCCAUUUGUAACAUGAGCGGGAUGUUUUGCUUAUCAAAAUAUCCAGAAAUUCUAACUUUGCUUGACCCCAAAACUGGAGAGGAUCUAUGCCCGUGUUUCCAGAGCUGUGAUUUUCAAAGAAUCACUGCCGAGUUGACCAUAAAAGCGACUUGGUUUUUCGGUUCUAAGGUGACAGUCAAUUUGGAGCGUUUUCCGCGAGAGCGGUACAAGCGAACUUUGAUUUUUACUCGAACUGAUCUUUUGAUCCAAAUUGGGAGUUUGUUUGGGUUAUUUUUAGGUUGCAGCGUUUUGAGUUUGAUCGAGAUUCCUUACUUUUUGACUCUGCGAUUUUUCUGGGGCGUUUUUGGUAAUAGAAGAAUAAAACCGCGGGUUUGAAAACGUCAGUGAUUAAAUUAAGUCGCUACACUUAGUUUAAUGAAGCUUUCUCUGGCAAUAUUGGGGAUUAAGGAGUUGCGUCUUUGCUUAAUUAUUAAAGAGCAAUCUAAUUUAGAUAUCACUAUGAACUAAUCGGCGCGAAAUUGAAUUAUUGGGGGAGCAAUUUAAAGCGAAAAGUGAUGAGAUUCUAGUAAUUUAAAUGGAAAUUGUAAUAGGUUAAAACUAUGCCGAUUCUGUUUGUUUUGAGGAUUAUAAAUGGAAAGAGGCGUAAUGAAUGCUUCCCUCAUUGCGAGUAUGGCUGACAUUGGACUCUCGAGUCUAAUUCAGAAGUAACAAUUUCUUGGGAGAUAAAUUCAAAUGUGUGUAAUAAAUGUCAAAGUUUUUUCAUCUUUUGCGCGUCUAGACGAGCACAAACACCGAUUUCUGUUUGAAAUAAAAUUUUCAUCUUCA